AUACUUCUCCAUCAUUCCAAAAAAUGAUUGCUGCACUUCUGGGCUACCUUGGAUAUCUCGUCAUGGCUACUUACUUCCUCUAUUCUUGCCAUCUUUUCAUAACCAGCAGGGGCGUACCUAAGUCCUGGCCAUUGAUUGGGAUGACCCCAGCAAUGCUUCUCAACUUCCAUCGCUUGCUAGACCGAGUUACAGAGAUCUUGGAGAAAAGCAAGGGCACAUUUUUAUACAGAGGAUUUUGGUUUACCAACACAGACUUCCUAGCCACCAGUGACCCCCAAAAUGUACGUUAUAUAAUGAAUACAAAUUGUUCAACCUAUCUCAAAGGGUCUGAGUGGAGGAACCAAUUUGAUAUCUUUGGAGAUUCCCUUUUCAAUUCCGAUUCCGAAGCUUGGAAACAAAAAAGGAAUUUAUUUCAUUGCUUUUUAAAUCAUCGACAGUUCCAUGAGUUAGUGAAUGGAAUUAUUCCGAGCCAGAUAGAGAAAGGCCUUAUCCCCAUAUUGGAGCAUGUUGCUGAACAAGGGCUGGUGGUGAAUUUGCAAGAGUUGUUCAUGAGGCAAUCAUUUGAUCUUGCAACUAUUAUAGUUUAUGGCUAUAACCCCAAGUCUCUCUCUAUUGGGUUCCCAGAGGUUCCACUUUGUAAGGCCAUAGGUGAUGCUAUGGAAGCAGCAUAUUUCCGGUACAUCUUACCCAAAAGAUUGUGGGAGUUGCAAAGAUGGCUGCAAAUUGGUAGGGAGAAGAAAUUAAGGGAUGCGUGGACAGUCUUUGACUAUACUUUUGCAGAAUACAUAUCCAUGCAGAUUCAACAACUCAACCAUGGGGAUAAUCGUGAAUACCAGAGUUUCAGUUUUUUGAAGUACUUGACUAGAGAGGAGGUGACGAAUAAACUUAUGAGGGACUACAGUGCAAAUAUGAUAUUGGCAUUUGAAGAUACUAACAGCACAGUUCUUACUUUGUUCUUCUGGAUCCUUUCAAAGAAUCCUAUGGCUGAAAAGAAAAUCGAAGAAAAGCUUACUAGAAACUUGUUAGUCGAAGGAGGAGAUCUACAAAUCUUGAAAGAGAUAAAUAAGCUGGUAUAUCUUCAUGCAGCAUUAUGUGAAACCCUUAGAUUCUUCCCUCCAGUUCCUUAUGAGUUCAGGACACCAACACGAAGUGACACUCUUCCAAGUGGGCAUUGUGUCAAUGAGAAAACGAGGAUUUUGGUCUGUACAUAUGCAAUGGGAAGGAUGACAUCGGUGUGGGGAGAGGACUGUCAUGAGUUCAAGCCAGAGAGAUGGAUCACCGGGGAAGGAAAGAUUAAACGCGAGCCUCCAAGCAAGUUCUUUGCCUUCAUGUCAGGACCUAGAAUGUGCAUGGGAAAAGAUCUUGCUUUUACUCUUAUGAAGGCCACGGCAGCGUCUAUAAUUCUUAACUACAAGUUGGAGGUGAUUCCAGGGCAGAAUGUAAGCCCCAGGCCUAGUGUGUUACUCCACAUGAAGCACGGUGUGAUGGCUAGGAUUAAGAGUAGAAGAGUUUGAGGUUCUUAGUUUUCUCUUGAAUGAAAAGUAUAUCUUUCAAUUAAUAUUUGUGUGCAUGUAGCAGACGGUCUUUGUUUUGCUCUCUUUGUACUUCCGCUUGAGUUGUCCUUCUUCAAGUGUUGUGUGUUGAUGUUUUUAUAAGGGAUAUUAAUUGGUGUAUUCUUUAACUUAAUGCACUUUAUAAUAAAUUUAUUAAAAAAUU
Molecule: messenger RNA, 1716 nt
Organism: Rubroshorea leprosula
Lineage: Eukaryota; Viridiplantae; Streptophyta; Magnoliopsida; Malvales; Dipterocarpaceae
Source: the annotation of a GenBank genome assembly